AUCAAAAUUAUUGUAUUAAUUGUCGUAAGUUGUUAGUAGUUUGCAAGGCAAUCAUGAAGGGUACCAAGAGUAUAGCUCUUCUAUUUGUGGCCCUUUUGGUCGCAGCUGAAGCCAAUAUUUCAAAAUAUACUCCAGUUGCUAGAUGGAGUCUCGGAGAAACCGCUACAGUGAACGACUAUGUUGACAAUACAAUCAGCUCCCUUAUACCGUUCAUACAGGAAAAUGGAUUGGAUCCUAUGGCAUUGCCAGACAUUGUUGAAGGAUUUUCAGUCAGAGUGUUGCUUAUCACAUACAGCGCAUGGUUGAAGCUACAGAAUGGUAGAAUGACUGGCCUUGUCAAUGUAUCUCGCUCUGGUGACCAAAAAGUGAACUACUUUGCAAAAAUGCUGCGCGUUCGAGUCGAACUUGAGUUCACCGAUUUAGAGUUCAACUACGACUAUCUAGUGAAAGUGAUGAACAUUGGGCCAACAGGUCGCAUCGUUGGAUCGCUGAGCAGUUUUAAAAUUAUCGCCGACAUUCUAAUAGAUUUCAACAAUGACGAAAUACAACUUCAACAAUUCUCGCUUACUGAUGUUGGACGUCUCCGAGUCGCAUUCCGCGGUAACAUCCUCACUGACUGGCUCGUCAACCCAGUAAUCACGGUGUUCACCACACUCUUCAACGGCGUCAUCAUGUGGACCGUGCAGCUGACCAUUCGCAACGUCGCUCAGGAUGCCAUCGUCGCUAUAAACGCUGCAAUUCGUCAAGUUGUCGACCAAAUUGAAGCCAUCGGCUCUUAAAACGUUUGAUAAAUAAAGUUAUAAAUUAA
This is a messenger RNA of Leptidea sinapis, 808 nucleotides long. RefSeq lists its product as uncharacterized. The transcript is spliced from 5 exons. Bases 54 to 779 code for a protein of 241 amino acids. The record is from RefSeq and is a predicted model, not a curated record. NCBI's taxonomy places the organism in Eukaryota, Metazoa, Arthropoda, Insecta, Lepidoptera, Pieridae.